Messenger RNA from Rotaria sp. Silwood2, 1452 nucleotides. The record is from the annotation of a GenBank genome assembly. Lineage: Eukaryota; Metazoa; Rotifera; Eurotatoria; Philodinida; Philodinidae.
AUGGGUAAGCCUCGUAAAAAAUCUAUACAAUCGUCUGAAAAAAAUAGUCGAUUAAGACAACAAAAUAGUCCUGAUCUUGUCUUAUCAAAUGGAAAAGAUAAUGACGAUGAUGAUCAUGGAUUUAAUGAUGAUGAUGAUGAUGAAAUAGAUACAUUUUAUAAAGAACGUGAUGAAAAUCUUCGAACAGCAUUAUCUAAAACUACGAAUAAAAAAUCAUCCAAAAAUAAAAAAAGUGUUUCAUGGGCAUUGGAUAAUAACGAUUCUGAUGAUGAAAAUAAUCGUGAUGAAGUACUUGCUUUUGAUGAUGAUGAUUCAAUGGCAAGUGAUGAUGAUGAUGAUAAUGAAUAUCAACAAAUAGAAGGUGAUGAUAAUGAAGAAGGAGAUCUUGAUGAAGAUCUUAGUGGUUCAUGGGGAACAUCUCGAAAAGCAUUUUAUAAUGAAGAUGCAAAUGUUGAUGAUGAAGACGCUAAAUUAGAAGAACAAGAAGCUAUACAAAUUCAAAAAAAAUAUUAUGAUAUGUUAGAAAAAAAUGAUUUUGGCUUAGAUUUAUUUCAACAAAAACCAUCAACAAUAUCAAUAGAUCGAAAUCUUGAUGAACAAACAUUACAACGUCAUAUUAUAUUACCAAACAAUCUUCUUGAAUUAAGUUCAAAUGAACGUUUACAAUUAAUACGUGAUCAAUCACCUGAAUUAGAACCAUUAUGUAAUGAAUUUAAAAAUAUUUUUGAUGAUUUGAAAAUAUAUCUUUUACCAUUUAUACAACUUAUUAUUGAUACAUCAUCACUAGAAGAAUUUCAUUCAUAUCCAGGAUGGCAAUUUAUUCUUUCUAUUAUUGAACUUUAUCUUACUUAUUGUUCAUAUUUAAGUUUAUAUUUAAUGAUGAAAUCAACAGAUUUAAAUAUAUCAAAACAUCCAAUUAUAAAUGAUAUUGAACAAUAUAGAAAAUUAUGUCAAUUUGUUGAUGAAGAUUUUCAAUCAAUGAAAUCGGAUUUAUUAAAAUUAUGUGAAUUACUUCAAGAGAAAAAACUGAAAAUAAAUCAAUCAUCUGUAUCGAAACAAAAUCAACUCACAUCAAAACCAUAUCUUAUUAUGAAUAAUGGAAUGUCAUUGUCAAUUAAAACAACGAAUGGAACUGCUGCUAAACCAUCUCUACGUGAACGUAUGAUGAAGAGAAGAGAAGAAAAAAUGAAUACUGAAACAGAAAUCGAACCAAAAGAAAAUAAACCACAAAAACGUGGUAUUACCUAUGAAAUUGAAAAGAAUAAAGGCUUAACAGCUAAACGUAAAAAGGAAUAUCGAAAUCCGCGUGUGCGUCAUCGUAAUAAAUAUGAACGAGCAUUAAUUAAACGUAAAAGUCGUGUACCAACAGCACGAACUGAAGAAGAAAAAUAUACCGGUGAACCGACCGGUAUUCGUGCUGGUAUUAAACGUGGCAUUAAGCUUAAAUCUUAA